AAAAAGGAUCUGGUUCAAAGACUCUUCCAUCCAAUAAUUCUCCAUCUCGUACAGUAGAAUCACCAAGUAUGGCAAGACGAUUACCAGCUGAUCCUUCUGAAGCUAUUGGAAUAGCUGUAGUUAAAUAUAACUAUCAAGCACAACAACCCGAUGAAUUGUCCCUUGUUAAAGGUUCAAGAAUACUCAUUUUGGAGAAAAGUAAUGAUGGUUGGUGGCGAGGUCAGAGCAGUAAUAUUUCAGGAUGGUUUCCAUCAAAUUAUACACAAGAAGAGGGAGAAGUUGAUGACACUCUUCACACAUAUGCUAUGGCUGAGAAUGUACUUGAUAUAGUUGUUGCACUGUAUUCUUUUUCUUCGUCUAAUGAGCAAGAGUUGUCAUUUGAAAAAGGGGAUCGUUUAGAAAUUUUAGACAGACCAGCUAGUGAUCCAGAAUGGUAUAAAGCCAGAAAUUCACAGGGCCAAGUAGGUUUGGUACCAAGAAAUUAUCUCCAGGAGUUGUCUGAUUAUAUGGAUCGUCCAUUUCAAGAAAGAAAUAAACCUGGAGGUAUGGAAUCAUCCAUGGAAAGAUCUCAAGCAUCAAUGGUGGAUAAACCACAUUUAGUGGAUAAGCCUUGGUAUUAUGGCAGCAUUACAAGAUAUGUUUGUGAUAAUCUUUUAAAUCAACAUGGACAUGAUGGAGAUUUUCUUAUACGUGAUAGUGAAACAAAUGUAGAACUAAGACCAGGACUCUCACCCGCAUAGUUCUCCUGUCUGGUGGCUAAGACCGAGAAGCGCACUCGCAUAGUCCACCUGCCAGAGCAAAGACCAGGGGCCCAACCCGCAUUGCUCUGUCCAGAACCAGAAACCAGGACUCUAGCCCAGGGGUCGGCAACCUAUGACCCGCGGG
Molecule: messenger RNA, 885 nt
Organism: Anoplophora glabripennis (Asian longhorned beetle)
Lineage: Eukaryota; Metazoa; Arthropoda; Insecta; Coleoptera; Cerambycidae
Gene: dock
Product: cytoplasmic protein NCK1
Exons: 4
Coding region: 69-740 (223 amino acids)
Molecular function (GO): protein binding
Source: RefSeq, a predicted model, not a curated record